AUGGAAGCGCAAGUAUCAAUCACGCCCCCUGGAGAUGGGCCUGGAGAUGGUGGCAGUCUUUCGGCGCUAGCAGGCAAGCGAAGCACACUUGGCAAGCUUAUCUCCGGCACAAAAUUGUUCAUGUAUCAUCGCGGUCGUUUGCAAGCUGCGUUUUUGGAGAAUGUCUCAGAAGAGAUCAUUCAUCUGGAAAAGAAGAUAACGGGGUCCUGCGACUCACCUCUUUGCUUUCAGACUGGGUCAGAGCAGUUAUACGACUACAGGCAGUAUAUACAGCGACCCAAAGGACCCAUGAGCACUACAGAGAGACGUGUCUCUUGGGAUCAAUCUGAUAGUCUGGAAGCUUAUCACGUAGCUCUUAUCGGUCAUGCAGCACAUGCUCAUGGCGGAAUUCGUGCUACUGGAGGGUCUAUCGCCAUUGACAACGCUUGCACCUUGUCACUUGCUAUUAAUUCGGUCUUUCCAAUGACAGCGACCGCCAGACCAGCAACAUAUGAGCUAUCAAAGGCGCUGAAGCUAUAUGAGAUGAUCCGGAAGCUUACGCUGAGCGAUUAUCGAAAAAGAAUAUUGACUGACCAAGUGCUCAAAUAUUUCUUUCCACCUCAAACUUCCGCUUUUCGUCGGCGUGAAGAAGAGAAACGAAGCAAUGAGCAACGAACAAGCUGGGAGUUUCAGGGCCCAGAAAAAGACAAGCCUAAAGAUGCAUUCAAUAAAACUUCACGUGCCAAAUACAAUUCGCUUACAGCAGCCCCACUCCAGCUGGGCCUUGUCUUCUCCAAACAACCACCUCCAGAAAACAUGAACGACGCGACCCAAGAGAUAAACUACGACACCACCAAGAUGAAUGACGACAGCGAUAUGUCGAUGUUUGCUUUCCGCGACAUUCACUAUAUCCCCUUCGGCUACUCCGGGACUCUCGCACCAUACAUAGAAAGUGGCCCGGGAACGAUGCGCGCGGCAGCUGAGUUGAUGGGUUUAGGAGCUGUAUUGCAGGACGGCAAGGCUGCUGCAACUGUCAUUUGUGAUCUUGGCUGCGGCGAUGGUGAAUUCCUUAUUGGCCUACUCGAUCAUGUCAAUGGCGUCGCAAACAAUCUUUCCAUAGCCCAAGGCGUCGGAAUCGACUACGAUACAGAGCUUAUCAGAACAGCAGGCGUCAACUCCUUAGCGAGAGGAGUUGACUCACAGUGGCUCGUCUACGACUUCAACGAUGAUCUCCAGGAUCUUGCUCGCACUCUUAUUGAUGUUCAUCAUAUCACUCACAUGUUCAUCUACUUGGUGCCGAAGCAGCUGGCUCUGAAGACUGUUCGACAGUUCUACCCAGAUUUUCUAACGCCGACGAGGCGCGAUGAUGCGAUGAAUCUAGUCGUUUACGACAAAAUGGGAUGA
Drepanopeziza brunnea f. sp. 'multigermtubi' MB_m1 is the source of this 1383-nucleotide messenger RNA. NCBI's taxonomy places the organism in Eukaryota, Fungi, Ascomycota, Leotiomycetes, Helotiales, Drepanopezizaceae. The record is from RefSeq and is a predicted model, not a curated record.